Messenger RNA from Chaetura pelagica (chimney swift), 631 nucleotides. It is a transcript of the gene TBCA, whose product is annotated as tubulin folding cofactor A. Gene Ontology annotation, biological process: tubulin complex assembly; post-chaperonin tubulin folding pathway. The record is from RefSeq and is a predicted model, not a curated record. Gene Ontology annotation, cellular component: cytosol; microtubule cytoskeleton. Bases 166 to 420 code for a protein of 84 amino acids. The transcript has 3 exons. NCBI's taxonomy places the organism in Eukaryota, Metazoa, Chordata, Aves, Apodiformes, Apodidae. Gene Ontology annotation, molecular function: beta-tubulin binding.
UUUUUUUGCAGUGGUUAAGAACCUUUUUUUAUAAAACUGUAUAUUAUUUUACAGGGCUGCAGCUUUCAGGAGCUUUUAUGUUAUCAGUGAUGUAACUUUUUACUGUAAUAGAAUCAGAUUAACACAAUCACUUGGUUUAAUUGCAGAUUGGCAAAAGAAAAAGUUAUGUAUGAAAAGGAAGCAAAACAGCAAGAAGAAAAGAUUGAAAAAAUGAAAGCUGAAGCAUGUGAUGAUUAUGGAAUUAAGAAGCAGAUCGAGAUCUUGCAAGAGUCACGAAUGAUGAUUCCAGACUGUCAGCGCAGAUUAGAAGUUGCACAUGCAGAUCUUACUCAACUACUAGAGAAUGAAAAAGAAUUGGAAGAAGCUGAAGAGUAUAAAGAAGCACGUUCCAUACUGGAGUCAGUGAAGCUGGAAGCCUAGAAGUUUUUCACUACUCUCUUUAUAUUCAUUCGCACUGGGUCCAUUCCACAGUUUCAUUUGACUAUGGCUCUGUUAGUCUUGUUGAUUUGCUGAAGUUCCCUUUAUGCAAACUGGCCUUUCUCUAACUGCAAGAUGCAUCAAAUAAAGGAUGUUCUGAAACAUCUGUGUGUUCCAUAUUCAGGCAAUAUAGAGAAACAUUUCUAGUUCACCU